Molecule: messenger RNA, 1208 nt
Organism: Hibiscus syriacus
Lineage: Eukaryota; Viridiplantae; Streptophyta; Magnoliopsida; Malvales; Malvaceae
Product: vicilin-like seed storage protein At2g18540
Exons: 7
Coding region: 85-996 (303 amino acids)
Source: RefSeq, a predicted model, not a curated record
CAAAGACGGCUCCCCAAAGUGCAAAUUAUUAAAGCCCUCGCUUUCUCCUAUUCUCAAUCUAUAAACCUCAAAGAAUCCAACAACAUGGUCAAAGAUCGAAACGUUUCUCCCUCGGAAAACACCGACGAGGAAACGGGAACGCCAUCGAAAUCGAAAUCGAAAUCGAAAUCGAAAUCGAAAUUGAAAUCUGAGUCAGAGUCUGAAGAUACAAAGUCCAAAAGCCAUAGCAAAAGCGACAAAGGGAAAAAACAAAGCAAAUCUCGAAGAAGACACAGCGGCAGCGGUAGCAGUGAAGAAGAUUCGUAUUCGGAUUCAGAAUCCCAAUCGGAGUCCGACUAUUCGGAACGGAAUAGGGUCUCGAUUCGGAGAGGAGGAGAGAAGAAAGAGGAAGAAGAGAGAGAAGAAAAGGAAAGGAAAAGGAGGAGAGAAAAAAGGAAGGAGGAAAGAGAAGGAGAGAAGAAGAGAGAAAGAGAAAGAAAAAAGAAAGAAAGGAAAGCAAAGAAAAAGGAGAAGUCAGAGAGAGGAAAGAAAGGUGCAGUUACUGAUUCUUGGGGAAAAUAUGGUAUCAUCAGAGAAACUGAUAUGUGGAAUAAGCGGCCUGAAUUCACAGCAUGGUUAGCUGAAGUAAAACAGAUGAACUUGGAAAGUUUGCCCAACUGGGAAGAUAAGCAGUUGUUUAAAGAAUAUUAUAAUCUUGAUGCUUGUUAUAAGCUUGAAAUGGAGAAAGAGAGCAAGAAGGGUGUUAAAAAGGUUCUCCAAGCAGAGUGUACUGUAUUCAAUGAUGAAGAACAACGCCGGCAAGAACUGCUUAUGGCUCGUGAAAAGCAGAAGGAAGAAGAGGUCGAAGCUUUGAUACGUGCCAUGCAAAGUGGAAUGGCACAAGAAAUGACCGAGCAAGCUCAGCUACGGGAAGAGAUGACUUACAUGUACAAAAUUGGCAACUUUGAGGCUGCAGCUGCCAUACAAAAACGGCUGGAUCCAGAUGUUGCUAUGUAAGAAGAAUGGCCUAAGACGGUGCUAACAAUUACUACGAAUCCAUGGAUUCCACAUUGGGUAUGUAAGAUGCUUGAAAUAUCGAUCAGCUCUAAGCUUUUACAUCGACUGCUUAUGGAGAAUGGUAUCACGACUAUUCAUACUACGAUGAAUGUAAUUGUAUCCAUUUUACCAGGAUAACAGUUUCUUGACUACUCAUACUAGGUUGAAUGUAA